AGAAUGGUGAUGUGGGGUGGGAUCGAGAGGUGUGGAGGCUGUCUUUAGCCCCACCCUCUGGUGACAUCACACUAGAUACCUCCAAUCCCUGGAAGCCCCGCCCCCAGUGGCCCUGACCAGUGGAAGUGCCAUCAGUGCUUGGCACCUGGAGAAUCAGCCCAGUACCAACGCAGGAAUCAUCAGCUUCCAGGUUCAAGGGAAAUCCCUAGCAUGCUGCCUUGCCUUCCAUGUAUAGGACCCACCUUGUCUGCAGGAGCAGGAGGACCAAGAAGGAGUAACUAUCUGCCUGAGAAGGUAGAUUUGUGGUAGGGCUUGCUUCACUGGUGCAGAGCAGCCCCGUGCCAGGGCAUGCUGCCAUGGCCACCAUGGUGACCCAGAAGCUAAGCCACCUCCUGCACAGCAUGCGGCUGGCUCACCAGAAGCCUCAGCCAUCUGCACAGUCUGAGCCCGUCUUCACGGUGGACCGAGCUGAGGUGCCCCAACUCUUCUGGAAGCCCUACAUCUAUUCAGGCUACCGGCCGUUGCAUCAGACGUGGCGCUUCUACUUCCGCACGCUGUUCCAGCAGCACAACGAGGCGGUGAAUGUCUGGACCCACUUGCUGGCGGCCCUGGUGCUACUGCUACGGCUGGCCAUGUUUGUGGGGACUGUGGACUUCUGGGGAGACCCCCACGCCCUGCCCCUUUUCAUCAUUGUCCUUGCCUCCUUCACCUACCUCUCCCUCAGUGCCUUGGCUCACCUCCUGCAGGCCAAGUCUGAGUUCUGGCACUACAGCUUCUUCUUCCUGGACUAUGUGGGUGUGGCUGUGUACCAGUUUGGCAGUGCCCUGGCACACUUCUACUAUGCCAUUGAGCCCUCCUGGCACUCUCAGGUGCAGACCAUUUUCCUCCCCAUGGCUGCCUUCCUUGCUUGGCUUUCCUGUACUGGCUCUUGCUACAACAAGUAUAGUCAGAAGCCUGGCCUGCUAGGCCGAUCUUGCCAGGAGGUGCCUUCCGCAUUGGCCUAUGCGCUGGACAUCAGCCCUGUGGCACACCGUAUCCUGAUGUCCCCUGGCCCUGCCACCAAUGACCCUGCUCUUCUCUACCAUAAGUGCCAAGUCAUCUUCUUCCUGCUGGCUGCCGCUUUCUUCUCAGCCUUCAUGCCUGAGCGUUGGUUCCCUGGAAGCUGCCACAUCUUUGGGCAGGGCCACCAAAUUUUCCAUGUCUUCUUGGUGCUAUGCACACUGGCUCAACUAGAGGCUGUGGCACUGGACUAUGAGGCCCGGCGACCCAUUUAUGAGCCUCUGCAUACCCGGUGGCCUCACAACUUCUCUGGCCUCUUCCUGCUCACUGUGGGCAGUAGUGUCCUCACCGCCUUCCUCCUGAGCCAGCUGGUUCGGCGCAAACUUGAGCGGAAGACUCAGUGAAUGGGGGUGGCCAAGGUGGGAGGGAGAUAUAGUGGGGACCCAGGGGUUCGGGCUUGGCUUCACUUGGGAACAAGACCUGGUAAAGUUGUUUGUGUCUGGCCCAUGGUCACUCUCUGCGCAUGCCUCAUCAGCCAAGGGCAGUGCUGGCUAGUCCUUGGAUUUGGGGGUUGACCCAGAGCUGCUGAGGUUCACUUCUGGUCUGCUGUCUGGGUUCCUAUCUGGGAUAGGGGAAGAGAGAAAGAUGUGGACCACCGUGAUAUGGCUCCUCCUGUUGCCUCCUACUAGGGGUGAGGAUUGUUGAGGGAGGGGGUUGGGGAAAGCUUGGACCAAGCCCCUGUUUUGGUGUUUUGAGAUUAUCUGAAAAGGGUAAAGGUGGGAUUUAAGCCAAAGCUGAACUGAUAGUUAAAAAGAUCUCAGUAACCACCUUUAUCUAGACUUCACUGAUGGAUAGACAAGGGGAGCCUAAAAUGUGUUAGGAUCUUACUAUUCCUUGGACUCAAACUCAGGUUUGGAACUCCAGAUUGUUCCCCAAAGAUAAGAGAUUAUGCUAGUUGGAAGUGGAUCCCACCCAUACCUCUUCAUUACCUAAGUGAGUCCUAUGUCUCCUACCUCUGGUUUCUAUCUCCCACUCAUUUUGUUCCCAGCUUCUCACCUUUUCCCCUUCACAAUUCAUUAAUUCUGUGUCCCCUAGUUGUCCACUCAGAGGCAGGCCAUUGACUGACUGGCUAAGACUUUAAUAUAGAGGGGCCGGGUGGUGGCACAUCUGGUUGAGCGCAUAUGUCACAAUGUGUGAGCACCCAGACUCCAGCCCCCAGUCCCUACCAGCAGGGGGAAAGCUUUGCAAGUGGUGAAUCAGUGUUGCAGGUGUCUGUCUCUCUCCCAUCUCUACCACCCCCUUCCCUCUUGAUUUCUGGCUGUCUCCUGCCAAUAAGUAAAUAAAUAAAGAUAAUAAAAUUAAAAUAAGAAGACUUUAAUAUAGAAAUGGACUGUCAGGAGAGAAAACACUAAGGAGGGAUCAGUCAGGUUUUGGGCUGCAAGGUGAGUAGGAGUUUGCAGAUAGAGAAAAAGAGGGGUGUUCCUGGCAGAGAGAAAAACCUUUGCAAAGAGCCAGAGAUAAGGAAUGGAAUGGAAUAGGAUGGGUACUAAAAGUAAUCUGAAUGUUGAUACAUCCUGAGUACAAUAAAGAGACUGUGAUAACUUU
Messenger RNA from Erinaceus europaeus (western European hedgehog), 2604 nucleotides. It is a transcript of the gene PAQR7, whose product is annotated as progestin and adipoQ receptor family member 7. Gene Ontology annotation, cellular component: plasma membrane. Bases 357 to 1403 code for a protein of 348 amino acids. The transcript is spliced from 3 exons. Gene Ontology annotation, molecular function: steroid binding; nuclear steroid receptor activity. Gene Ontology annotation, biological process: response to steroid hormone. The record is from RefSeq and is a predicted model, not a curated record. Lineage: Eukaryota; Metazoa; Chordata; Mammalia; Eulipotyphla; Erinaceidae.